Molecule: messenger RNA, 2751 nt
Organism: Theileria parva strain Muguga
Lineage: Eukaryota; Apicomplexa; Aconoidasida; Piroplasmida; Theileriidae
Exons: 2
Coding region: 1-2751 (916 amino acids)
Source: RefSeq, a predicted model, not a curated record
AUGAAUAAUGAGAUGGAUUCCAUCGAUUAUUCUGGAAUUAAACUCACUAGUACCAGAAAUAAAUCCAAGUACUUAAUGAGAAUGAAGAGUGUUAAAUUGUUGAAAAGAUAUAACGUUUGUAUAGUAAGUUUCAAGGAUAAAUUUAAAAAAGUACACAAGAGAGUUGUGAAAACAUCCAAAAUUAAUACAUAUAAUGAUGACUUAAAUAAUAAUGAUACAGAUAACGUUGCAGAUAAUAAUCCUGCUGUUAUGAGUUUAAAGAAUGAAAGGACUGUGAAAAAUAAUUUGGAUGUUUUUGAAGGUAUAAAUGAGAAUAUAAUAAAGAUAAUAAAAAUAUAUUUGAAAAGAUGUUUGUUUAAGGAUUGUAAAUUGGUUAGUGUUAAUAAAAGUUAUAUUGAGGACAUAGUUGAAUUGGUAUUUAAUCCAUGUAUAACAGCCAAAAAGUACCAUUUCACUAGAGAUAUUUUAGAUCUUAUCACAAUACAAUAUAUCACUGAGCCCAUGUUACACAAGUUCAAUGUUAAACGCGGCGACAAAUUGUUUUUGUUUAAGGGAUUUUGCUUCUUUGGACACACUACACAUUUUCCAAAUAAUAUAAUAAAACAUGCAGAAAAUUAUAUACCAUACCACAUAUCGACGUUGUUAAGUAGAUAUAACGUGAUUUGUAUAUCAAACGUUGGCAAUCUGAUGAUUAAUAAGCUGUCCUAUGCCUUUAAGUGUAAUAUAUUGGAUUCAAUAAUAAGCUCAAUUACUCAUUCGGGUGAGGAUUUGGAGAACAACCCAGCCCAAAUGGUUGUGAAAAAUCAAUUAAAUAUGCCAAUGGCAGAUUUAAGCAUGUAUAUGGGAAUAUGUGAAGAAUGUAACAUCAUAGAGAAUAAGAAGAGUAUGGUGUUUAUUCGGUUUUUGGACUAUUUUAAAGGAUUUACGGUCCUAAUUUCAACCCAUUUAAUGAGUUCAGAAAUUUUAAAAACAGUUAAGGAAUUGAUUAAAAUCACAUUAAUUAGACUACAGGCUAUUAUUGAAGAACUACAGUUCAUCAAUAAUCUUAAGGGAACAGUUACAGUUAAUAGAGCUUUAAACAAUGUCAUAGACGAUAAUACACAAAUUUGUGAAAAUUUUUCAGAUUAUCUACUUAAGGCUGAUAAUAUCACAGAUUACCUUGUUGAUAGUCCUAAAGUAAAUAGUGCAGGUGAUACCGAUAUAGUAUAUUACGGAAAUAUGAUUAAUAGUAGUGGAAGUGGUACAGUUAGUGCCGUAGAAUAUAGAAAAGUAGUUAAAUUAACAUUGUACAAAUAUUACACAAAUAAUAAUCAAACGUGCGGUAGUCCGGAACGUGUGUAUGUGUCUGUGGGUAAUUUUAAUGAGGGUAACUUUUUAGUUAAUUUUCUACAAAACCUUCGAAACUGUUUAAAAAUCAACAAGUGUCCAAACCUCAACUGCUCAGAGCCUUUUCUCAACCAUCAACUGCACUAUGAAACAUCAUACUCAAAUACACAUAACAUGAAAUUGACACUAACAUUUCAACAUGCAACACAUAAUUUUACAACACUAGAUAACUACAAUGAAGAUGAUGUUUAUAAUCAUGGCAUAGACUCAGAAAUAAAUAUGGACAUAUACUGCAUGAAGUGUAAUAGCAGUAAAAGGUAUAAAACAAAGAAUAUAACAUUUGGUAGAUUUAUGCAGUUAUUGUUGCUAAAUAAGUUGUAUAAAUCGGAUUGUGGGCAUUUAUUGUUUUAUGACCAUAAGUUUAUUAUAUUAAUUGAUCAGUUCACAAUAACAUUCCACUUAGCUAAUGUAACUGUCUUUAACAUUUUACCGCAGUUUGAUACGAGGCUCUAUAAUUCACAAGUUAACACCCUAAACCCUAUUCAUACAGUUUUGGUCCCUAAUGAUAUGCUUAUUUGUGAUGGUAUUGGAAUAUAUUUCCCAGUAAAUAAUAGUAUAAUAAGCGUAAUACUAAGAAAUGAGUGUAAUAAAAUAUAUCAUUGGGUAAAACAAAAUUAUAAAAAUUUGUUAAGUGGUGAUUUAGUUGGACAAAUUCCAUGUAUUUGUACAUUUUUACGGGUUAAAAAUAUAGAUAAAGUUGAUAAUAUGUCAAGGAGUCAGUGGGUAAAGGAAAUUAAAGGAUUAGAUUUCACAACGUUUUUGUUAAAAUAUGAAAAACAUUCAUCAAUUAAUAUAGAACUAAACCCCAAGCUUCGAGAUAAGAUUAAACAAACACUAAAUAAAGGAGUACCAUUACAUACCUGUGAUAAGUGUGGCAUGGAAUUAUAUGCCACGAUAAGUGAUAUAGAAAUCCUGAAUUGGAUAUAUAUAAUAGUAGGGAUAGUUAAGGAGCUGAUGAGCAAAAUUGCGAAAGUAAAAGUUGGAGUAAAUUACAUAAAACAAUUUUUCAGUGAAAUGGACCAAUUUUAUACUUCAUUAACUAAGUUUGAGAGUAAUUUACCCCAUGUAUUUGUUCAAAUUUUCACACAUAUCUUAUACGCCAAGUACUACUGCCCAAGAGAUCCGAUACAAAUUUUCACAAUCAUCAAAUCGUUCUACAUAAGUUAUUAUAGCUUAUUUGAACAACUGUUAUAUAAUUAUAGAAAAAUCUCACAUAUUGAUCACGUUUCUAAUUUCAAGUUCAAGGAAUGUGAUGACGAUGUUAUCAUUCAGUAUUCAAGUGCCGAAAACUUUAAAUAUGUUAAAAUAAAUCAAGGUAAUUUUUACUCAAUUAUACUUGGCAUUAUAUUACUGUUAAGCUUAUAA